Molecule: messenger RNA, 177 nt
Organism: Lentinula edodes (shiitake mushroom)
Lineage: Eukaryota; Fungi; Basidiomycota; Agaricomycetes; Agaricales; Omphalotaceae
Exons: 1
Source: RefSeq, a predicted model, not a curated record
AAUGAUGACGUUUCAGGGUGUCUGUUCGAACUUUCCGGAGGCUGGAUCGCUCAAUCUCGUUGGCAGCGCAGUGGUGGCUAUGGGUUCCCAACAGUGAAGCCAUAUACACCUGAGGAUGUCGUCGAAAAAUGGAAAGAGAUUACGACCUUUGGUAAGCGUGAUCAAGUAGAGAUUUGA